Molecule: messenger RNA, 660 nt
Organism: Juglans microcarpa x Juglans regia
Lineage: Eukaryota; Viridiplantae; Streptophyta; Magnoliopsida; Fagales; Juglandaceae
Product: sm-like protein LSM36B
Exons: 4
Coding region: 192-467 (91 amino acids)
Biological process (GO): maturation of SSU-rRNA; mRNA splicing, via spliceosome
Cellular component (GO): P-body; sno(s)RNA-containing ribonucleoprotein complex; nucleolus
Molecular function (GO): RNA binding
Source: RefSeq, a predicted model, not a curated record
GUCCUAAAAACCAAUCUGGGAGGCCCAACCGAGGGGAAGAGAGGAACACGUCUUCGUCGUCGUCCUCUCGUCGCUAGAUUGCUUUUUCACCAUAUUAGCGACGUUAGGGCUUAUUGCAGCGCACAGAGAAAACUCUCGCUCUCGCUCAGAUAAUCAAACGGGAAGAGAAGUUCAGAUUCUAGAGAAACGAAAUGAGUGGAGGAGGAGAGAAGGGUUCAGCGACCACAAAGACCCCCGGAGAUUUCCUCAAAUCAAUUCGUGGGCGACCUGUUGUUGUUAAACUGAAUUCUGGAGUUGAUUAUCGAGGUAUUCUCGCAUGUUUGGAUGGGUAUAUGAACAUAGCAAUGGAGCAAACAGAAGAAUAUGUGAAUGGGCAGCUGAAAAAUAAAUAUGGCGAUGCUUUCAUUCGCGGAAACAAUGUUCUCUACAUUAGUACAUCAAAGAGGACGCUAGCAGAUGGGGCUUGAGUAUUGGAUUAUAUAUUUAAUGCCCCAUACUCUGCAGUCAGGCUUUCGAUGUUUGUAUUUCUGAUGUAAGAUGAUGAUAUUGAUUUGGAAAUGAGAAUUAGACAGUGCUGCUCAAACUUGGACACAUGAAACUUUGUUAUCUUUUGUAAUGGGAUAAGCUAUCAAAUAUCUGAAUUGAAGAUUGAUGCCUUAA